AUGGGUUCGACGCAAUUUGGCAAUUUCAACGACUUUUGUCGCGAUUCCACCUUACCAGUCUGCAAUCUAUUUGUGUCAAAUAAUCAACCUCCAAACAAAGCUUACGGUGGAUGUGUACUCAAGGGCAUUGAGCUCAGUGGUGACCGAUAUCUCAGCAAUUUGGGUUCAAUUCUCCUGGCAUUCAUCUCCAUCCUGACGACACUUUUUCUGCUAUUCAGAUCUGACCGCAAACGAGCCGCAGUUGGGAGAAGCAGGGAGAUUCAACUAUUCUUGUUUGGCUUUCUCAUCAUCGAAAUCUGCGAGAUCUUCUCCGUGGGUGGAUUCCCUCUGGACGGUGCGGUCCGAAAGGGUUUCUCGGCGGUACAUAUUGCUGCUAUUACUGCGACAUGCUGGAUUCUUCUGCUGAAUGCUCUGGUGGGCUUCCAAUUCCUUGACGACGGCACGCCCGCUUCGAUUGGCUUGAUUGUCGCCUCUGGUCUUGUCCUCUUCAUCGGCACGGGAUAUAUUGCCUUGGAUACGGCUUUCGACUGGACAGGCGAAUUCGCAACUACCUCCUCGAACCACUAUCGCAACAUUGCCCUUUAUGUGCUGUACCAGCUCUUCCCGCUUGUUUGUCUCGUCUUGUUCUAUGUGUUCGAAGUUAUCCUGGUAGUGCGAAUUCUUGGCGAAUUCCGGCCGUUGAUCUAUUUGACGGCUGCCGCACUCCUAUUCGCCAUUGGCCAGAUCUUUCAAUACGUGAUUAGCGUUCAUCUGUGCGAAGCAUCUAGCGGGAAAAUCAAUGGUGCGCUGUUCGAGACUCUGUUCACUUUACUGGCAGUAGUCACUGUAUGGUUCUUCUGGAGCAGCAUCACGGAGGAUGACUGGCCCAUGCCGAUGUCAACCCCUGGAGGCUACCAUUAA
This is a messenger RNA of Aspergillus fijiensis CBS 313.89, 900 nucleotides long. Its product is annotated as chitin synthase export chaperone. Gene Ontology annotation, biological process: protein folding. The record is from RefSeq and is a predicted model, not a curated record. The transcript has 7 exons. Lineage: Eukaryota; Fungi; Ascomycota; Eurotiomycetes; Eurotiales; Aspergillaceae. Gene Ontology annotation, cellular component: endoplasmic reticulum membrane. Bases 1 to 900 code for a protein of 299 amino acids.